AUGGUUUGCGACUACCAAAAGAGCCGUAACAGCAAGGAGUCCAGUAUUGGAGGUGAAAUCAACAGCUGUAUGGUAAACACCAGUGAAUAUAAAGAACUUUCCAGACUAAAUGUUUCCUGCAGGACAUCAAAUGCCACCAAGAUGCACCCGGAUUACUUCCUGCUGAUGGGAAUCCCAGGUCUGGAGAGCUAUUAUCUGCUGCUCUCCAUUCUAAUCUGCAUCAUAUACAUCCUGGCUCUCAUGGGAAACGUUAUCUUGUUCUAUGUCAUUGCCGGAACCAGCAGCCUUCACCAGCCCAUGUAUAUUUUCCUCUCCAUGCUGGCAGCCUGUGACGUCAUCCUGAGCUCUUCUUCUGCGCCAAAGACCCUCUGCAUUUUCUGGUUCAAUGCACAUGCAAUCUCCUUUGAUGGGUGUCUCACACAGAUAUUCUUCAUUCACUUUAUCUGUAUGACCGAGUCAGGGAUCCUGCUCUCCAUGGCGUAUGACAGAUACAUCGCCAUCUGCUUCCCUCUGACAUACGUCACAACGCUCACUGCACCUUUUAUAAGAGCAGUCACAUCUAUUUCUGUGGCUAGGAGCCUCAUUCUUAUAACCACAAUCAUUCUACUCCUCAGGAGGCUGCCAUACCAGCAGAGCAAUGUCAUAGAGCACACAUACUGCGAACAUAUGGGGAUGGCCCGGCUGGCUACGGCAGACAUACUGGCUAAUGUUGUGUAUGGCUUGGCUAUUAUCAUUCUUACCUCUGUAAUAGACCUAGUGCUUAUUGGGAUGUCCUAUUAUUCCAUUGUACGGGCCGUAUUCAGACUCUCCUCUGUGCACGCUCGCCAUAAGACGUUCAGUACCUGCGUGUCCCACAUCUGUGUGAUAACCUUGCUCUACGUUCCGGCCUUCUUCUCAUUCAUAAUGACACACAGGACCUCCCACAGCAGCAUCCCAUCAUACGUCUAUAUACUGUUGGCCAAUAUCUAUGUCAUCGUCCCUCCCAUGAUGAACCCAUUAAUUUAUGGUAUUAGGACAAAGGAAAUUAAACAAAGGUUAGUACGUUCUGUGCGAAGCAAGGUCGUAGCUAUAAGUCUUGAAAACAUGUUAUUAGUCUCUGUGUGUUUAGACUUCUUCUGA
Pseudophryne corroboree (corroboree frog) is the source of this 1119-nucleotide messenger RNA. Its product is annotated as olfactory receptor 52B2-like. The record is from RefSeq and is a predicted model, not a curated record. NCBI's taxonomy places the organism in Eukaryota, Metazoa, Chordata, Amphibia, Anura, Myobatrachidae. The transcript has 3 exons. Gene Ontology annotation, molecular function: olfactory receptor activity; G protein-coupled receptor activity. Gene Ontology annotation, biological process: G protein-coupled receptor signaling pathway. Gene Ontology annotation, cellular component: plasma membrane. Bases 1 to 1119 code for a protein of 372 amino acids.